UUUAGAAAUUAUGAACAUCGUCUUAGUAGUGCAAAUUAUUUGUGCAAAGUAAAACUAAAGGUGGCAACCAUAUUUCAGUACAUUAUAAUAAACUGCUCCGACAUUAUCAGAAAGACAUGUCUAACAAAACAUUCCUUUAUCUUCUUACCAUAUUUCAAAUGGUUUUAGCUAUUGAAGAUCCAGUUGUAGAGCUUCCAAAUGGCAAAAUAUUAGGGCGCCAGGCAACAACUUAUACCAACACACCCUAUUACGCUUUCCAGAAAAUACCUUACGCAGCUCCACCAGUUGGUGAACUUCGAUUUAAGGCACCUCAACCCGCUGAUCCUUGGGAUGGUAUCCUUAACACGACAUAUUUAGAUGUGAGUUGUUAUCAAGGCGGUUUAGAAUCUGAUUCGGAAGACUGCCUUUUUGUCAAUGUUUAUACACCAACGUUACCUGCAGAUAAUCAAAAUGCCUCCCUUCCAGUCAUGCUCUUUAUACAUGGUGGUGCAUUCAUUGAAGGCUGGAGUUUGGACUACCAACCUGAUCUGUUUAUAGACAAUGAAGUAAUUUUAGUUACCAUCAACUAUAGACUAGGAGUUUUUGGUUUUUUGUCAACAGGAGAUGAAGUAGUACCUGGUAACAAUGGACUCAAAGAUCAACGUCUAGCUAUACAAUGGACUCAUGAAAAUGUACACUUGUUUGGUGGCGACCCAGAACAAAUAACUAUUUUUGGCGAAAGUGCAGGUUCAGCUUCUGUGGCGUAUCAACUUCUAGAUCAAAGUUCAGAAGGAUUGUUCAGAGCAGCAAUUUUAGAAAGCGGUUCCUUUUUGUCCCCAUGGGCCGACCAAAGAAAUGCUCGAAGAAUUGCCUUCGAAACAGCGGGAAUACUUAACUCGACUUUUUCGACUAGUGAGGAUUCGAAUGCAUUGCUAGAAUUUUUACAGAGUGUUAGUGCUGAUGAUUUGGAUGCAGCUGCCCAACAAUAUAGAGCAACCGUAAGUACUCCAUGGGACAAUGAUGUUUCUCAAGGACUUGUCUAUGCACCUGUAAUUGAGGUGAAAAAUCCAGACGCUUUUAUUACCAAAAAAAUGUACGGACUUCUGCAAGCAGGAAAUAUCUUAAAGGUACCUGUUAUAAUGGGUAUUAACUCUGAAGAAAAUUUACUCUUUAAUCAAGACCCAGUCGCUCUACAGUCAACGUUAGAAGCAUGGGAUAAUAACUUAGAUUUCAUAGUACCAAACGACAUGCAAAUUACGGAUAGUCAACAACAUGCAGACAUGGCAAAGUCCAUACGCGAUAUUUAUACAAAUGGUGAACCCUUUGGCACACGCUUGGGAGAUGGUGUUCGAUAUUCCACCGACAAUACUUUCAGUAGACCAGUAACCAAACACGCCGAACUAGCAUCCGCAUUUACUGAAAUUUAUUUCUACCAGUUUUCUUACGAUGGAUUACCUGGGGGCAUUUCCAUCCACUAUGACGGUGCUGAAAGUGUCGGUCAUGCAGAAGAACUUUCAUAUCUUUUUUGUGUCAGUGCGAUGGGGUGUAGUUUCAGCGAUUUUACAGAGAGUGAUACAGUUACGUCGCAACGACUUAUCAAACUUUGGACAAAUUUUGCUAAAUAUCAAAAUCCAACUCCAGAGGUGUCUGAAUUAUUCCAGAAUAUUACUUGGUCCAAACUUUCCGUCGAAAAUGGUGAUUUCCUAUAUCUCGAUAUAAACGAGCAACUGGAAAUCAAAAACCACAUCAAGGCAGAAGUUAUUCAGAAGUGGAAUAAUCUUUAUGAAAGUUUAAAUUUUACUGAUUUUGAUACAUAUUAAUAAUAUAAUUAAUUUUGAGUUU
Molecule: messenger RNA, 1821 nt
Organism: Zophobas morio
Lineage: Eukaryota; Metazoa; Arthropoda; Insecta; Coleoptera; Tenebrionidae
Product: juvenile hormone esterase-like
Exons: 10
Coding region: 117-1799 (560 amino acids)
Molecular function (GO): serine hydrolase activity
Source: RefSeq, a predicted model, not a curated record